AUGAGUAGUUUCACAAAGAGCACAUCUUUCAAUAGAAGGGCAUUGAGUUCUCUAGCUAUAGAAAGCCCUAGGAGCACAUCUUCAACCGCCUUCAACAGCCCCAUCGGCUCAGCCUUCGCUAGCCCUAGAUUACAACAGAGCUUCGGAGGAAGUCCACGUCCGUCUUCCUCUGUUAACCGGUUAAAAGAGAUCUCGUAUCUCUUCCAGGUGCUUAUCAUCGCCGGAACAAUCGUUUCCUUUCUCGUCAUCAUCGCCGGAGGUUACCUCUACGUUGUUCCUAGCCUCGGUCAAACGUUCUUGGGAUACAAUGGAGCUUUGCAGUUCAACACCUUUAACACCUCUGUUACGGAUAAUGAUGCUAAGGAAUGUGACAUCUUCGAUGGGAAUUGGGUUGUUGAUGAUGAUAACUACCCGUUGUACAACGCUUCUGAGUGUCCGUUUGUGGAGAAAGGAUUCAACUGUUUAGCCAACGGUCGUGGUCACGACGAGUAUUUGAAGUGGAGGUGGAAGCCUAAGCGUUGCGAUGUCCCGAGGUUUGAAGUUGGUGAUGUGUUGGAGAGGCUGAGAGGGAAAAGGAUAGUCUUUGUUGGGGAUUCGAUGAGCAGGACGCAGUGGGAGUCUUUGAUAUGUAUGUUGAUGAGUGGUUUGGAAGAUAAGAGUAGUGUUUAUGAAGUGAAUGGGAACAAUAUAACGAAGAGGAUAAGGUUCUUGGGAGUGAGGUUUGGUUCUUUCAACUUCACGGUUGAGUUUUAUAGAUCGGUUUUCUUGGUACAGCCUGGGAGGCUGCUGAUGCGUUGGCACGCGCCGAAGCGUGUUAGGUCGACGUUGAAGUUGGAUGUUUUGGAUGUGAUUAACCAUGAAUGGAGCUCGGCGGAUUUUCUCGUGUUUAAUACUGGUCAGUGGUGGGUUCCUGGGAAGCUUUUCGAAACUGGUUGUUACUUUCAGGUUGGGAACUCGUUGAGGCUCGGGAUGUCGAUUCCUGCAGCGUAUAGAGUAGCGUUAGAGACAUGGGCGUCGUGGAUAGAGACUACGAUUGAUCCAAACAAGACUCGUGUUCUGUUUCGUACUUUUGAGCCAUCUCAUUGGAGUGAUCAUAGAUCAUGCAAUGUGACAAAGUUUCCAGCACCAGACACAGAAGGAAGAGACAGAAGCAUAUUCUCUGAAAUGAUCAAAGAAGUAGUCAAGAACAUGACAGUUCCGGUAUCGGUUUUGGAUGUAACUUCGAUGUCAGCGUUUAGAAGCGAUGGUCAUGUUGGUUUAUGGAGCGAUAAUCCAUUGGUACCUGAUUGUAGUCAUUGGUGUUUACCUGGAGUUCCUGAUAUCUGGAAUGAAAUCUUGCUCUUCUUCCUCUUUAGACAACAAGUUCAUUAA
Molecule: messenger RNA, 1371 nt
Organism: Microthlaspi erraticum
Lineage: Eukaryota; Viridiplantae; Streptophyta; Magnoliopsida; Brassicales; Brassicaceae
Source: the annotation of a GenBank genome assembly